Molecule: messenger RNA, 429 nt
Organism: Lactuca virosa
Lineage: Eukaryota; Viridiplantae; Streptophyta; Magnoliopsida; Asterales; Asteraceae
Source: the annotation of a GenBank genome assembly
AUGGCAGGUGAUGGAUCGUUGAGGGCAACUACCUUAUCAGAGGAGGAACGUACAACACUUGAUGACUCAGUUGAUACCCUCGAGGACGAUGAUGACUUAGAGCCCGAUUAUACUCCCACUGAGCACCUGUCCAAGCCAACCCUAUCACCCGACUACACACCGGCUGGGCUAGAGCUUCUUAUUUCCGAGUACGAGCCCAAUGCGGAUGAGGAGGACACUGCCACCUCACCAGAGACCUCACCACCUCGCCCCACUCCCACAUAUUGGUCUUACAGUACACCCACAGGUACUCGGGUGAAGCAGACCCCGAGGAAGGUUGCUGCUACCCCUCACAGAAGAGGGCGGCGUCCCACCAUCAUCACCACCGAUAGAAAAGAAAUAUCACGGAUACGCCGUUUGGAUGCCCUAGAUACGAGCCAGGGUGCAUGA